AUGCCUUCAAUCAACAUCUUCUUCCUCAUCUUCGCGCUCUGGCUCCUCCGAGGGCUGACGUCCUCGUCGGCCUUCACCUUGGAGCUCAUCCAUCGCGACUCCCCCGACUCCCCUCUAUACCAACCAAACCUCACAACUGCGCAACGCUUCCUCAAGCAUGCCGAGAUUUCCCUCGCGCGCGCCUCCCAUUUCAAGGACCACGUCCACGCCGAGAUCCGCCUCCCGGGAAAGCUCUCUGGGCCCGUCUUCACCGCAGAUUUAUACAUCGGCACCCCUGCCGUCAAGAGAACUCUCGUCUUUGACACCGGCAGCGACGUAAUGUGGAUACAAUGUAGCCCCUGCACCCGCUGCUUCAAGCAGGACGGCCCCAUCUUCGAGCCAAAGAAGUCGAGCAGCUUCAAGCUGAUCAACAAAAACCACCCCCUCGCUGGAAGCUUCAAGUGCUCCAUGUUCGGCAAAGGUUGCAGUUACUCUGUUGGCUACUACAGCGGGCAGUCCUCGGCGGGGCGGGCCGCAACCGAGACUUUCUCGUUCGAAAGCAGUUUGAAAGCGCCCGCAACAGUGUCGAACCUCGUCUUUGGCUGCGGGACUUCCAACUCCGGGUCUUUCCCGCCGGCGAUCAGCGGAAUACUGGGGAUGGACAGGGAGCCGACGUCCUUGCCCCGGCAGCUCGGCGCGGGGAUCAAGAACCGGUUCUCCUACUGCCUCUCCCCGACUACAUCCUCAUACGUCAGGUUCGGGGACGAGGCGGUGAUCCAAGGGAGGAACGUGCAAAGGACGCCGUUCCUCGAGACGAAAAACAAACGGAGCACCACUAGCUACGCCCUCCCGUUGAUGGAUCUCAGCAUCAACGGGAGGAGGCUCGGGGCGAGAUUCCCCGAGGGAAUCUACAUAGACUCCGGAUCCUCGUUGAGCCUGCUGGAAACGAGUGUGUAUGUUGCUGUGAAAAAUUAUCUUGCUAGCUAUUUUGCCAGUUUUCACGAUGUUAAGAGGCAUACAAGGAGUAAUGCACCGGACAAGUUUCUCUGUUAUAGUUAUGCGGCGGCACCACCGACUUUACCGACAAUGUUUUUUCAUUUCAAGGGGGCUAAUUUGGCGGCUGCGCCGGCGAAUUUGUUCUUCUUUCCGGGCAGGAAUGUGUUCUGUUUGGCGGCGUUGGAGUCGAAAACUAUUUCCAUUUUGGGGUCGUUUCAGCAGAGGAAUGUGAGGUUUGUGUUUGAUUUGCAGCAGAAGAUGCUGUCGUUUGCUCCUGAGGAUUGUUCUAAAGACUUUCAGCUUGGUGUCUGA
Messenger RNA from Salvia splendens (bonfire salvia), 1287 nucleotides. Its product is annotated as aspartic proteinase CDR1-like. The transcript has a single exon. Gene Ontology annotation, molecular function: aspartic-type endopeptidase activity. Gene Ontology annotation, cellular component: extracellular region. Gene Ontology annotation, biological process: proteolysis. The record is from RefSeq and is a predicted model, not a curated record. The coding region runs from base 1 to 1287 and encodes 428 amino acids. NCBI's taxonomy places the organism in Eukaryota, Viridiplantae, Streptophyta, Magnoliopsida, Lamiales, Lamiaceae.